UUCUGAAAAAAUAAAUAAAUAAAAUAAAACUGUAAGCCAGUGUAAUGAGUUUUAAUUGAGUAACAUGUAGAUCUGUAGCUCCAGCCACAAACAGUGCCAGAUGUUCAUUCAGUUCACUAAAAAGGACCGGUUCAAAAGAGUGAUUCGACUCCAGACCGCUUGCCUGAGGCUCUAUUACAGGGUACCAUGUUCAUGCUGAAGAUCUCCACCUUCCUCGUCGCUUACGCCGCAGUCGUGUGCCAGAUGUCCAGCUCAAACGCUGCCCCAGCGAGACCUGGGUCAGAAUCUCUGACAGACAGAUUUGCGCUCAUGGACUACGAAGCACGAAGAUUACUGAGCGCUAUAGUCAAAAACGUGGUGCAGAUGACAGCGGAGGAGCUGGAGCCGCCGAACGAUGACAGCAGCCAGGGCAGAUUCCUGUCCAAGCGCUGCUCCAAUCUCAGCACCUGCGUGCUGGGCAAACUCUCCCAGGAGCUGCACAAAUUACAAACGUUCCCGCAGACGGACGUGGGCGCCGGUACGCCCGGCAAGAAACGCAGCCUGCUCGAGGGCAAUCAGUUUACGAGCUACGAAGAAACGUUUAACGCCAUCUAACCCUAACUGUGUGCAUGUGGAUCUGCCUGCUUGACUGACCGCACACAAACGGCUGGUUGCACUGGUCUUUCUCCUUCUUUCUUUCUUUCUUUUGGCAGAGAAAGGCAUGUUAAAAGUCUAAUUGAAAUUCUUCCGUGCAUAGUCAAAUUCAGGAAUAGUUUUUUUUGGUGCAUUUUACACAUGCCUCUUGAAUAAGUGAAUACGUGUGUUAUAAAGGUAAAGAUAAUCUAAUGAAAAAAACCCAAAAAACAGUAUGAUUUCUUUAAAGUGUUAAUAAAGUUAUUUUUAUAUCAGGAACUGUUACUUUGUCAAAUUAUUAGCUACAUUCAUUGUCAUGUGCAUGUUAUCAUUGAGUGCCUCUACAAAUACACAUCAAAUGCAUCAAGAUUUCUGCAGGUAAGACGUCUGUGAAUGUGCUCAAAUAAUAAGACUAAAUAACGCUAUGAUUAAUGCAUGAGAGUGAUGUAAAGCCUGCUGUGAGUGUGCUCUGGC
Messenger RNA from Onychostoma macrolepis, 1086 nucleotides. Its product is annotated as calcitonin gene-related peptide-like. The coding region runs from base 187 to 594 and encodes 135 amino acids. Gene Ontology annotation, cellular component: extracellular region. The transcript is spliced from 4 exons. Gene Ontology annotation, molecular function: hormone activity; calcitonin receptor binding. The record is from RefSeq and is a predicted model, not a curated record. Lineage: Eukaryota; Metazoa; Chordata; Actinopteri; Cypriniformes; Cyprinidae.